ACCCCUCAUUGCGCCUCGAGCUGCCUCCCUGCGCAGUAAUUGCUCCGUCCGAGUACCCCCCAAAAAAGACAACUUCAUUCGCGCACGGACAAGCGUCGUCGCCACUCGGGCUGCUUCAUCCCAUGGCGCGUUCCAGGAGCGCGCACCGCGUGGAGCGUCUCCGAGGUGGAAGGUAGCGAACGACACCCCCAACACGCACACCCAUCUCACGCCCCCCCCCCGCUGCAUGUGAGUGUGCUGGGGGCCACGCUCUCACUCUCAGUGACUGUGGUGGAUCGCGCAGCACGCCAUGCGUCUUCAGGAGCGUCCAGCGGGACACCGGUGCUUCUAAAUAACUUUGCGUCCGGGGAGUUUUUUUUUUUUUCAAGGGGAGGGGGCAGCCAGGAUGGGAACCGUGACCAGGGCAGCCCAGCACAAACAGACGCUCCUGUGGUUCAUUGUGGUGACUCAGUGUGUGAGCGCACUGGGCUGCGGACCCCAUUACGAGUACGCCAUUGAAGAGUUCUGCUUGGCCAAAUUCAGACUGGACAUGCAAGAACUGGACCAGGGACACUGGUGCAGCUGGGAGGACACCGUCGAGCUCUACGGCGAGCUGACCAACUGCACCUUUCUGGUGGCGCUGAAGAUGGACUGCUUCUGGCCCAACCUGCUGGUGGACGACUUCUUCAUCCAGGUGCACAAGACCUACUUCCACAAUUGCUCGCUGUCGGGCCGGCUGCUCAGGGACCCCCCCAACCGCAUCCUGGGGCCCUUCAUCGCCAUGCCCAUUCUGGUCACCCUGCUCAUGACUGCCCUAGUGGUGUGGAGGAGCAAGCGCAGCGAGGGCGUCGUGUAGGGGAGCGCUUUUCUCCAGGGAGGAACCUCGGACAUUAAAAACUCUUCUGGGAUGAAUCUCGCAGCUAUUUAUAUGACCUCCAAACUCCUUGUACAGCAGACCGGUACCGGUUUGAAGCAGCACUGGACUUUCCCAGACCAAGGCAUAUUUUACAUGAGAAGAAUCUCCCGCCACCAAACACUGCACGAAAUUGUGAUCUCAUCCUAAAUUACUUGCAAAAAUGCUAAGCCU
Messenger RNA from Syngnathus acus (greater pipefish), 1066 nucleotides. RefSeq names its product receptor activity-modifying protein 1-like. The record is from RefSeq and is a predicted model, not a curated record. Gene Ontology annotation, cellular component: membrane; cell surface; signaling receptor complex. Gene Ontology annotation, molecular function: coreceptor activity. Gene Ontology annotation, biological process: calcium ion transport; receptor internalization; intracellular protein transport. Lineage: Eukaryota; Metazoa; Chordata; Actinopteri; Syngnathiformes; Syngnathidae. The transcript has 3 exons. The coding region runs from base 386 to 835 and encodes 149 amino acids.